Messenger RNA from Pocillopora meandrina, 19426 nucleotides. NCBI's taxonomy places the organism in Eukaryota, Metazoa, Cnidaria, Anthozoa, Scleractinia, Pocilloporidae. The record is from the annotation of a GenBank genome assembly.
GUCAUAAUGGCUUCAGAAGCGACAAGUGAGAAUGAGUAAGUGAUAGAAAGAGUUGUAACAAGUUUUUAAUUUGUCCCAUUUAUCGAAUACAUGCAUCUCGUUGAGGAAGUUUCGAAGACUUGACAUGGCGGCGAAUGUUUCAAAGCAAAGCUUCUCAAAUCGGCUAAAGAAUAAGUGAAGAAAUAGCAUCAAAUGGUGCCAGUGGUUUCAAGAGUUUGUUGGCGAAGUCUAUUGCUGAAAAGUUUAUGGUCUGUUCUCACAAACGCAAUGUUUCAAGGUUUUGGUUGAGUCAUGCUCGGUUUUGAAAUACGCAAACAUUGAUAACAACUGCAUGUAGGCUAUUUUAUUUAGUUAUGAGCCAAGUGUCGCUUUAAAGCUGCGAACAUAUCCGCGCUGAUUUAAGAUUUCCGGCUUCCAUUCGUUCCAUUUCAGAAAAUUUGCAUUUUUUACAGACACGUAUGUUUACCUAAUUCAUUUAGAAUUAUGAUUAGCUAUAUGUAUGCGCCAUGCUAAUAAAUGGAGAGUGUUAAAGGACUUUUCGUUAUCCGUUUCUGUCAGAAAUCUAGUACCAUUGAUCUAAAAAUCGCACUCCCGAUUCAAGGUUGCAUGACCAAAUUGGACUUCACUCGCUUUUAAUUACCAUUAUUAUUUAUCUGUUCAUUCCCCUUCAAAAAGAAACCAGUCAGUAACCGUUUAAUUAUUCAAUUCAGAAUACAUGUGGAGAGGUAAACAUUUACGUAGCAAAGGAACCUCCCGCGUCACUCUAACUACAGAUCUUUUAUAAGGCUCUUUUCAGCGUUUUCAGUACUCCAGCUAGGAUACUGUCCUCGCAUCGUGCCCCACAUGCAAAAUACUAUAUGCACCGAAUUCGUAAAUGGCGGCCGCGCGGAAAAGCCUGGUUUCAAAUACAGAAAAACGAGGCUCGAAAGGAUUUUAUUCAGUAUCACUAUGGCGUCUUGUUUGGCAAGUUCAUCGGAUAGCGUUGUUAUUCUCACAGAAGAUGAUAUUUAAGGGGCUUCACUGGAGGGGAGAAUUCCUUAAUUAUUGAAGAGCGAAGAAUUGAGGUUUUGGCUGUCGAGGAGAUUCCCUUAAAGGUUUCAUUAAAACUGCAUCACAGGAGUUUAAGAAAAGCAUAUCAACUUCCAUCUAAAUAUUAUGUACAUUGGACUUUAAUGUCUUUUCGAGUGAACAGCACUUGGUGCCUCACAAGCGAGGCAUGAUCUAAUCUGUUUCAUAAUUUCUAUGCAUGCGCAGAGAUGUUGAUGAGAUUGGGGUUGCCAAUUUCUGUUAUCAUGGGGGCAUCUUGUUUAAGUUACUAUCAUUGUACUUUGCCAUGUAAUUAUAGGAUCUUGCAUAUUACACAACGUGGUACACACACCACAUUUGAUUUACUAUGCCAAACUGGCUUAAAGGAAUUACUCCUUCAAAAAUUAAAAAGUUCUUGACCUUGUUAAUAGCUCUUUCUCGAUAAAUUAUCAGCGAAGCAAUAUCCUGUGUCUUAAUCACAUCCUCAGGUGACAUAUGAUCUGACAUCCCCAAGAAAGGGGGUAUAUUGAGGGAGAUACUCAGGGGAAGUACGUCUUCAAUGGUGAAACCCUUGUCAGCCAUUAUAGAGUCUCGUUUAGAAAAAGGGAGGUAUAGAAAAACACUGCGCUCAACCAUUUCCCUUUCUGAUAUGCUGCUUGUGUACAACUGUUCAAUAAAUGCGAAAGACCCCUUGGGUGAGAUUCCUACUAGUCCCUUUAAAGUGGUGUGAUGUUUAUAAGAACUAAACAGUUCACUAUUUAAAAGAAGAAUAGGUGGCAUUUCGCAGCGAAUCUCUGUGCAGUCAAUGAUCAUCUUUGUUGAAGGGUACUUAGCCUUGAAAUCCUUUGGCAUUGUCUCAUCAAGAAGUCUUCUGGAUGGCCAAAUAUUUAGCCGGCCUAGUUUUAAGUACAUAAAGUUGCACCGUGUAAUAAAAAUUCGACUGAAAGUCGACUGAGUAAUAUAAAAUAAGUUGGCUAGAUGUUGUUCAGAUGUUGUUUUGUAACAAUGCAACAAUCUGGUCCUCUAGUUCAUAAAUUUUGGUAUCCUUCACGGAUUGACGCUCGGUGAAAUAAGAGUCCGGUUCUGUCACCGAUUGUUGUUGUCGUCGAUGAAGAUGAAGAUAUCGCACUGGGAAUUUCGAUAGACGUUCUUUCCAGACUUUCUUCCCAUGGCGUCUCGAUCAAAAUUUCUCUCCUAUUUUUCAAACGAGGAGUAGGCGGAGAUCGUUGUCGUGGAGAACUUCGUUUCCACGCAAAAAUUGAAGGCACUACUCCCGGUUUUAAAGACACCACGUGCGUUGAGGUAGUCUUGAAAUGUUCGGCCAUGAAGUGCCUCGAGCAAACCUUGUUUGAAUUUGAUGUAGAGAAAUUCUUGCCUAAGUCCCUUCACAUUGUGUGAAUCCACUGUUUUCUUAGGUUUUUUUCGAAUGGAAAACGGAGGUAAGAUAUUUUGGCACCAAUUACUUUGUCUCGAUAAAUCUUCUUCGUACACAGAGGAACACAGCCAUGUGUUGGCAUUUCUGAGUUCUCAUCCAUAAGGAAAGACUUUUUACGAGGUUUCAAAACUCCACAACUCUCAUAUAGUCUCCCGGAUAUUCUACCAUAAACGAUAAUAAACAAAAGAAUGCUAAUAUUUUGGGUUUGAAGUACCAUAAAAAGAAUCUCGAUAUAAAGUUGCCCUUUCAUUGAAUGGCUUUCGGACUUCGUUUACAUGUGUUCGAAACCAGGCCGUUCUGAGAGGGCGCCAUUUAUGAAUUCUGUCUAUAGAGCGUUUUUUCAUACUACAUUCAUAAGAUGAUACAUAUUGAAAGUUAUGGAUGCAUAAGCUACUAUAUUUCUUUUUUCUCUUGCUGUAGUUGUUUGAAAGCUCUCAACCAGCAAAGAGACUUUGAUUUUGGAUGUCUUGCUCCUGCAGUGAGUGCUCUGUUAUAUUUCGUAUAUUUUGUUGGGUAAUGAUUACAAAAAUAAUGAUAACGACAGCAAUAAUGACGGUUAGGAGUGUGUAGAAUAUGAUAAUGAUGAUGAUAUGAUGAUGAUGAUAAUUAUAAUGAUGAUGAUGAUGAUGAUGAUGAUAAUGAUGAUGAUGAUGAUGAUGAUUAUGACGACAACGUUAACGGCAGCGAUAGCGGAUUUCCUUUUUUCCUUGCUCUUUACCGUGUGGAUAUGGAAUUGGAGAGGAGCCAUUAUUUGUUAAAGUUCGAAUAGUGAAGAAAAGGAAAUAAUUUUAAGUGUUCUUAGUUAUGUCUGUUGGAAAACAAUCAUGAUAAAACUGGUGAUGAAAGGUCGUUAGCCUGUGUGCGAUACGUGAUUGUACAAUUGGCGCUGGGAAUCAAGUUUUCCUUAUAUGCGAUGUUGUUUGUGUAAUCCAUGAAAUAAGAUUUAUUUUAAAGAAUCAUUUUAUGUUUCUUCAUGUUUUUCUUUGCAGUUGGUUAUUAUUUUAGUUCUUUCAUUCCUGAAGCGACGCACUAAGCUUAAAUUGGAACUCUGGGAUGGGCGUCCUGGACUACUGAUGUAUGUUGUCCGUUUAUUAAAAUAGAUAUUUUUAUAGUUGUUUCAUAGCAAAUUUAGAAUUUGAGCGAUUGGGCCCCCAUACACACGCGCAAAUGCACACACACACACACAAACACCCACACGCAUGCGCAUGCACCCGGAUAGAAGCCUCUGCCUCAGUGAUUUGGCCCACUGGAACCCGUCGUGCUUUGCGUUGCAAUUGAUCCCGUAUAUUACGAAGUCUUCACGUUACAAAAUGAUUCAAAUCUAGAUAGACGCCACAAUUUAAGUAUAAUUAAAAAGAGAAAGCUUCAAAGCUGAAAGUGUGUCUCAAAAGCUUGUCCAUCACAUGUAAAAGUGUGUUAUUUGACUCCAAAUUUCAAGCAUAGGUGCGGUAAGUUGUUUCAACUAGCCUAAUAACUACUAACUUCCACUCUGGUCCUCUCGCCAAAAUUUCGCUUGCUCUUUAGGCUAGUUUAACGCCAACCAGGAUUUGAAAAAAGAAAAAAGUUAGUGCAAUUUAUCAACAAGUUGUUGGUUUUGUGGCUUCUGAUCAAGCUGCAGUACAAUUUACCUUAGUGACAAUAUAUCUGCAUCAUUCUUCUUUAGACCCAUGAACUUUCUUGGUGGUCUCAGUAACAGGUGGACUAUUGCUGUUACGUUUGGAGCCACAGGUAGCACUGUUAUAAGAAUGGCAUUGGGUGGAAGCGGCAGUAUCUCGAUUGUCCCAUUGGAAUCUCCCUGGGUGAAAAGUAGGUAACUCUAGCGCUGUUAUGAUCGAGUUUCUUAGCGGUGUUGGAAGUAAGAAUCAUCAUGUAGAGCAUAUUCCUUCAGAAAUCUCUCCGUUAUGCGCAUAAUGAAUGAAUGAAUGAAUGAAUGUGUAUUUAUAUACCGCACAUAUCACAUACUGUCUCAAGGCGGUUUACAAUUCUAAUUGAGUGAGAUCGAACGUCAGCUUGUAAAGGCGCCUCUGGCUGCCGCUAUCAGUCCAUAUUUGAUCUCACUCACCCACCCAGCCCAUGCAUGAAAUGUACAAUGAAACAACAGAUAGACCACCACACCGGGAACUACGCCCCCUACUCUUUUCGACAAGUGUGUGGGUUCUUUAACGUUCCCUGCUGACCAUGUAACACUGAAGAUGCAGGAGACGGGGCCUACGGUUUAUAGUCCUUAUCCGAGAAGACUUGAAUGUCUAACCAUUUGCUGGUACAAUUACAAAGGCAGCACAUUCUCCUCAGUUAUUUUAAGACCCUGAGUGUUGGUCCGGUCUGGGGUUCGAACCCUCGACCUCCCGCACAACAGACUGGCGCUCUACCAAUUGAGCUAACCAGGUGGCGGUUAAUAAUGCACGAUGGAUGUCUAAUCCAGGUUCCAGUAAAUUGCUCCGUAAUAACAGGCUAAACCCUUGUGGUCUCCAAAGUACAGCACUAUCAUCACAACAAGCGCAUGGCCAUAUCGCUAUAUGUUUCAUUUAAACCUGAAAUACCAUCCCAAAAUUCAAAACUAAAUCAUUACAUAGAGGCAAAAUAAGGCUUUGAAAACGAACAAAACCAAAAUUUAAACUAGCUAACUAAAUGUGAAUUGAAUAAAAAAAUUGAUAGCAAAAACGAAACAAGUACACAAGAACACACCCAUACAAAAACAACCUCUGCAAGGAGACAACCAAAGCUAGGAGACUGAACCAAAAGUAUUUUAGAGAAAAGACAAAGUAAUUGCAAAAACCGAGAAUUAAAAGAGUUCUUUUAUGGUUGUUAAAGAAGUAUUUGAGGUCCAAGAAUCAUUGAUUAAACCUUCGAGCAAUUUCUUUCUUUCUAUUUACUCAGUUAUCGACGUUUUGUUGGCUGUCCUCCUUUUUACAAUACUAUUCUAUCCAUAUUUUGUCUGCCUCACAACCGAAUACAAGUUCGUUGGUUCUAUCCUUGGCUUUCUUUAUGGCGUGUUGAGGUAUGUAUGUGAGUAUUUCCUUAAAUUAUGGGAAUUUUUACACUAGUUCGUUAAGUCAGACAUAGUGAGACAGAGUAGAAAUUCCGGUCAUCCCUUUAUUCGUUUUUAUGGAGAGUGUUUUUCGUGAAACUUCGAAAAUACGUUUGACAUAAGUUCUCAAUUGAAAACAUGCGAUUUCAUGAGAUAUCAGAUCGUUAAUUUUAGGUAUGGGGCUAAAACAAACCGGAACUCUUCGAAGUUGAUGCAGGUUUCUUUACAAUAAACACGCCGAGUACUAAAGAAUCGGUCCAUGCUUUGCGUGCAUAUAUCGAUUUAUGGAUGCACCACCCGGGGAGUUUGCAGAGCACGAGAGAAGCGUAAGAGUUGCUCCAAGCGCAGCCAACAACAACUCUAACUUCUUGAUUAAAAAUUUUGAAAAUUCUAAAAUUGUACGGUUUUAAAAUUAAAAUCUUCAAUUGAACAAUAGUUUUAGGAAAUGUCAACUCUUUAAAAUAGUAUGAUUACACCCGUCCCAGGCUCAUGUCUCGAGAAAAAGCAAACGGUUAAUUUAUGAAAGCACCACGCGUUGUGUGACGUUGGGUUGAGUUCCAAGAGGAACCGUUGAGAAUUUGAACACGUUGUAAGGAAUAGUAUGGGGAACGAAAUAUGGUCGAUUUACAACGAUAAAUAUUUCGACAUGUGAACAUUUUAUAAGUGAAUUCAAUAGAACUUACUCACAUCUUGUGUGUCUGUGGUGGUUUCUGGCGAUUUCCGCCAUUUUAAGCUUGCUUUGUGUUACGGCAAACUGGCUGGCAAUUCUGGAACAAGUACCUCCAUAGGAAAGCAACCAAACCCAGAACAUCCGAUAGUCGCCAGGAUGGAAUCACUAAUAACUAGAGCUGAAAACACACCUCACCAUUCUGAGAGCCAAGAGUCGCGUAACCUUCUGCGCGAAAUCCGCGAAAUAAAGCAGAGCCUUAUGGGAGAGAUACAGGAACUUGACCGCCGAGUAGACGCUCGAAUAAAUGGCUUAGCCAGGCGAAAUCAAAAUAGCCGCGAAGAACCACAAAGACAGCGAACACGAGAGGGACGACCCAUUUGUUACUCUUGUGGACGAGUUGGUCAUGUGCAACAAAAUUGUAACCAGAGGUCUCCACGCGAACCCAAUCAGAAUUUCGAGUGGUACCAGCCAAACUACCAACGACGCCAAGAAAGAGGAAAUUAUCCUCCCCGCUCCGGUUACAAUCAGCCACAACUCAGGGAUGACUCACCUUCUCGAAAUCCAAGAAGCUCUCACUUAGCCGCCAUAGAUAGCCAAGGUCAUGAAAUGGCCCCACUGGGACAAAAUCACCACACGUUUCCACAGGGCAAACACGAAUUCCUGGGAAAGGACUCCGGUGAAGACGACGCUCAAGCCGAUGAAGAAUUGUACCAACAGUACCAAAACGGGUCAGGAUUUUACCCAGCGACAGCCAGAUAUGAUGAAGUAGCAGAAAACAAGCUCACGAGCGCGCUUCUGCCAGCUCUAAAAAACCAACUGAGCAUUUGUCAACAAACCGUAGAGGACGCUUAUGCAAAUGAUGGAAAUUAUGGAAACACAUCCGCUGACCACUCUGAGAAUGACCUACCGGGAGGUCUGGUGACGAAAACCGACGCAGAUAUAGCCACCCGUCCACUGGGACCGACAAAAACUCUCAAGGCAGAGAAGAGAAAGCCUGACAGUAAGAAAAAGUGCCAGCCAAAUAAACUUAUUUCGUUCCCCGGGGCUGUUCGCCGAGCUCAAAAGACGAUUAAAACCAACACCAGUCCAAGUAUGAACCCUGAUAACGAGGUGAAAAACGGCUCUCCUCUAGAUCCUUCUCCGCCACAGAGUAGCACUUCCGCUGGAUGUGAACCUAGAUGGAAUCGUCCGGAAUAUAAAGCCUAAACAGGAAGUUAGUUAUAAAUGGAGGAAGUACAGUUUCAAGACUAAACCCGUAUGUUAUCGAUGUGGACGCCGUGGCCAUAUUCAGUAUUACUGCAACUAUAACCAAUCUAAUGACGGUUUCCAAAAGGAGAGACAGGUCCUACAUCGUGCUACCAGACCAACUUACUGUCAACCAGAAGAAUCUUCCACUUACGAAGAAGAGAACCAAUCAGAUGUUGAAGGGACUGCAUCACAACUCGAGAGUCAGGAAAACGCCACAAACAACCCUAAUUUAUUACAGAAGAUGAAGCCGACACGAACCAGUGACCAGGGUAGAAAGCCGAGAAAUCCAAACCAGAAGCCAAGAAAGUUACAAAUACCAAAUCAGUCAAAAGUUCAGCUACCCCUCGUAAAUGAAGCAGACACGUACCCUGGCAACCUGAUCACUAAAGGUAAAAUAGCAGGAAAACCUGUUCGUCUAAUGUUGGAUACUGGUGCAAGCGUUUCAGCUAUAAAAGAAGAAGUUUUAAAAGAGAUCUACGGUGACGUUCCCUUUUCCACAGUUCAGACUGGGAAAGACAACCUACAGCUAAGAAGAAUUACCUUGCCGUUAUAUCUUAAGGAAAGUCAGUUCCCUUGUGAAUUCCAAGUCGUGCAAAACCUUACUUAUGACGCCAUCCUUGGUCGCGAUUUCCUCCAAGUAAACAGAGCUAUGAUUGACCUCGAUAAUAACACCAUUACUCUUAAAGAAUCAGCCAAUCAACAAGAGCAAGCAUGUUCAGCCUCAGUGCCUUUGACAGGAACGUUUAAACCUCAAGAAAAGAAUGUCAGAAGAAAUGAACACGCCUCUACCAGCGAAGGUUCAGUGAAGCCUUCUUCAGGAAUGUUGCCUUCCCGUUCUCCAAAGAACAAAGAAGUGGCACUAAGCCAGUCACUGUUGAUAUUAGUGUUCAUUGCCGUGUCCCUGUCCGCAACAUUUCACACCGACGCAAAUGGUAACUUCAGGUCUGUUAUCCAAAAACCACCACCGUCCUUCGCACAGGUGUCACAAAAGAAGGUUUGGCACCAAGGCGAUCUUUCUUAUACCCCAGCCAAAACUGAUUACAGAAUGGAAUCUAACGAGGGAUUUGAUCAAUAUAAAGAAGCACCUCCAGGAAUGGAAAUGCCUCAGUUCAUGAUGCACCUCAGGAGACUACUUAUCCUCAGACCCAUGACUGACUUUAGCAACAAGUAGAGAGUACUACUUAGCUGUUGACCAGGAAGUAAGAUAGGAUCAAGACGAUUGAUAACAUGUUAUUUUUAAAUUCUUCCAAGAAGUAGUUAACAACUCCUUAGUAAAUAGAAGAUUACGCGCAGUAAGAAAUACGACAUAAGGGCAUACAAUAAGAGAAAUAUUGUUUUAACUCGAGACAGAUUUAUCGGUUAUAAGAAUGCCAAGUUCAAUGUUCAUUAUGACCACUACGUUUCUAGGAGUUUUCCUCGACCAGGAGGUCUCGAUUUAAGGUGGGAGGAAUGUUACGGGAAAAUUUACUGAUUUUCCCGUGUGUGUUAUUCGGAACAAAUUUAUUCGUAAACUUUCACAUUUAACCAUUUCAAGUCCUUUCAUUUUAAAAAGUAAAAAAAUGCAUAAAAACCACGGUAGCUUUUGAAUAGAUUUUUGUUGUUACUCGCUUUUACUAUGCACCUGCUUGUCGGCACUUUUGUCAUCUAGUACAUGGGUUUUUUUAGGUAAAUAUAAGUGUUAAUGGUCUUUCUGGAAACAUUGGUUUUCAUGGUAGAUAGCAGCUGAGUUUAAACGCGUUAAUUUAAUUUCUUUUCAUGCGAUGGUUUCCAAACCAAUCUUGCGCAAAUAAGCAGAAACCUUUAAUUGCUUUUUCGUUUUUUUAUUUCCUGAGCUGCGCUACUGCAAUUAAGAUAGGUAUUGUUUUCUAUACCAGAGCUGUAAAUUCGCACCUAGGUUUCCUACUUUAAUGGCCUAAAGUUUAUUGCAUCCGUCUUUUUAGUUUUGAGAUUCUUUCCGUCGUGGAAACAGAUGGAAUAUUUAAGUAGUUUUUGUUUAGCUUCAAAGAGACUUUUUUCCGCUCCUUUGUGUCCUUAUCCAAAUAUUGCGAUUCGUGUAACAAUAGCACUUCGCACCAGUUACUUCUUAAGCAAGUACCUUGUACAGCUUUGAUGAUUACAAACUAGAGUAUGCUAGAGGUCAUGUCGCUUGUUGGCCUGACCUAGAAUAAAAGUACUGUGGAACCAAAGAUUGUCUUAUCCUUGACGCCCGUACAAGCUUACUAGAAGUAGGUCUCCGUGUACCAGGAAAUCGUGACGAGUUUCCGUUCUCGCUGCCAAGUCGUCUCUACAGAGUUAGUUCCCCCAGUUAUUAUUGCACCGUCCGCGAAGAUUCAGUUUCCCAGUUUGGGGCGAAAACUUUAUCGUCACAUUUGCCAUCCCUGAUAUAAGACGAAGUGAAACUGCAAACGUCAUGUUAUGGGUACAUAAAGAUUUGUACUAUGGUAGUUCUUUGGGAAUUAGGUAGGGCUUGGGCGCGGUAUGUUAUGAUGAAUAUUGUCUUUCUUUUCUUGGUCGAGAUGCCUUUCUAAGUUACAAUCCCUCCAGUAUUUCGACAGUUUCCCGAAAGGGCCAGAUGAUGCGUUAAACUCAUUGACUUCCAUUGGUUUCUUUCAGGUUUUCUUUUCAACUUGCUACAGAGAUACGUUGCCACGUUGUUUAUAAGGUAUUAGUUUUGGAAUGCAUCAACAAACGUGAAGAACUUGUGUUUCCUUAUGGUCACGUAGAUAAAGCUGCUUGCUGUGUUUUUAUGAACUACUGAAUGAAGCUAAGGAAAUGGAUUAUAGAGAAAGAGUUAAAUCACCCAAAAUACUAAUAUAGUAUAUAUUGCGCUGAAAAAGCGUCAUCGUUCUCAAGCCAUGAACAACUUUCGGAAGUAAGUCAAUUCACGCCCCUGCAGGGGUGUGAAAUAUUUUUGUCUUUGCCUUAGUCCUUGUCCUUCUCUUUGUUUUGUCCUUGCCUUUGUCCUUGUAAUCUAUUUUUGUUUUAUGUAGAAAAGGCUAAAGAGCACUCCCCGAGUAAUUUUUGUUCGCUGUUGUUUCGAGUGCCAUUAUUUCUGUUGGCUUUAAAUUAGAUUUUAUGAGUCAUGAAACAAAAUUAUGGCCCGUACGGCUCAAGAAAGUAAAGUAUUUCUUUUCCUUUUAGAAAACAGGAGCGUAUGGAAUAAUGUUUAUUAUUUCUAACCUACCUACAACACUGUGCCUCAUCUUUAUAACAACGCGAUUUGCUUUUCUUAUUGUUCGACGGGUUAGACAGAUGUGGUCUGUACCUUCUACAGAGUCAGCUGUAAGUCAGAGUUGCAAACAUGUAUGUUUUCGUCACUUUACAGCAGAUACAGAAGUGUGUAAUUUGUGCAUGUGUCUUCGACUAGCUGGAGUUUUAAGAUCAUUUCCUGUUUAAUUAAGCACACGGCGAGGCAAUAGUAACAUCAUAAAAUUCAAAGAAAAGCGUUAAGCAAGGUUUCAAUGACGCUUUAAAAUCCAGAUAAAAAAAAUUACAAAAUAUCAUGAGAUCUGGGAGAAUUCAAGACUUUAUAAACAAACAGGUGAAAAUGGCAACAAGAAGGUAAAAAGCUAAGGGGUUGGAUGUAUCGGCAACUAUUUUUAUUGUGUCCCUCAAAUCUUUCUCUUUAGGGAAAGGACUCCUGCUCCCGCUCACUGGCUCAUGAUUCGGACGUUGUUCACGUGAAGUUCAUUUUGGGGCAAAAACCUCCAAUGUAAGAUAACUUUUAAAAGCUCUAAAAAAGUUGGUCCUCUGAACAAGCUCCUGUUCAGUGCCCGACUCUAAAAAACAGUUAAAUUUCAUUAUCUUUCAUUGUCCUGGUCUUAAUUUGUCUUUGCCUUAGUCCUUGUCCUUGUCUUUGUGCUUUUGCUUAUGUUUGUCUUUGUUCCCUUACUUGUCCCUGUCCCUGUCCCUGUCCCUGUCCCUGUCCCUGUCCCUGUCCCUGUCCCUGUCCCUGUCCCUGUCCCUGUCCCUGUCCCUGUCCCUGUCCCUGUCCCUGUCCCUGUCCCUGUCCCUGUUCCUGUCCCUGUCUCGUUAUCGUGAGGAAUUGAUCAGAAUAAGAGUUAUUAUUAUUGUCAGCAGUAUCGUCUUCGGUUUUUUUCAGAUACCCAGACAAGAGAGAAUGGUAUUGGAAGGUUCUCUACUUUUUUUAUAUACCAAGGGCAGGUGUGCAUGGUAUUUCGUUAAAACAUAAAAAACGUUAGCAUUUUAGGUCCCUUUAUUGUUUUUUACCUCAUGCUUUACAAUCGUCGAUAGGCCCUGAUUAAUUUAUCAAUUUUUUCAUUUAUUUCAUUAUUUUUUUAUUAAUAAGCGUAAAUCUAGACUCAUGGAUUGGACUAAUGACAUUGACAACGUCUAUGAUUUCAGAUUUCAAGUUUUCCACUCAGUUGAUAUCAACAGUGUUUCUCGUUGGGAUAGCUGUCUUUGAAGUUAGUACUCAAUAUAUCAGAAGAUGUCUUGUCUAUCGAUUUCGAAAUGGAUUUUUUCAUUCCCUGUAUCUCGAUUUGUCUUUUGCAAGGGUUCAAGUUUUCAGUAUAACAGACGCGAGUGUGUCUAUUUAUGACCCAUAUUUUUUAAAGCAAAUAUUUUCCAUGAAGUGAUUCUUAUAUACUCUAUUUCUCUUUGUUACAUGUAGGUCUCAUUGCCUUUGCUAAUCAUGUGGGAAGAAAUUAUAGGCGUUCUCAGGGAUUCCUAUUUGGAUAUUCAUACUCUAAGAGGUAAUGUAUCGGCAGUAAAACAUGAUGAUUUACCUGCUUCCUAAAAUCUUUCAAGUUCAAAGCCUUUAUCUACUUGACUAUGUGAAGCGGACAAUCUUUCGUCACUCUUUUAGUCACUCCGUUCACUGGUCAAUUAAUCAAACCACUUCCCAAAACUACUGAAUAAGUUAUAAUCCGCGGAAACUGCUCCAUAAAAAUUAGUCAUAUUACCAUUGUUCAUUAUCAUAUUUCAAAUAGGACAUACUUCGUUCUGAUAAGCUGUAUUUCCCACGGCAUUUCAAAGAAACUCUUACCCCCUGUGAGUAUUUCCAUCAGAACACCUCACAAAAAAAAAAGACCACGUAAGGAGAUCGACCAUCUCAGAAACUUUUUGCUAUAUUGCUGGGGACAAAUUGGUCCAGUUCGCGCUGAGAUGAUUAUGAAGUUGACGCUUGUGCGAGAGGAGAUCACUUGUGUAAAAAGCCUUUAUCAUGCAAAGAGAGACUUCUAUCAGCUCUUGUACCAGGAGCUAUUUAAGCCUGUUCUAGGCGCUCAGUUAAUGAAACGAUUAUAAACGGUGCGACAGUUGCAGACGAGUGAAACCGGAGAAGAUUUGGUUCGGGAUCGUUACGUUACCUGACCGAAGUCCCCCUCGUUGUUUUUGCCCCACUGCCCCUAUAAUUACACCGUUUACAAAUGCGCCGUUCACCACUCCGCUGCUUUACUACCUAAUUGCUUUCUUAGAACAGGCUAGGUCUGUUUUCUAUUUUCUGUUGGCUAUAUUGAUAUAUUUCUUAUGUUGAUUUUAGGUGGUCUUUACGGAUCGUUCAUUUUCGCAGGUCUGAUUUAUAUUAUAACAACACUUCAUUUCAUGAAGUGCCACAGGUACUUGUGACUAGUUUACACCUUUUGCUGUUCAUUAUGAGAAAAUACGCAUUCAUUUAUGUGAAAAGGUGAACAACUGCGUGAAGUUACAUUCAUUAGCGACAAAAUACGAUCAUUUGCACAUAAAUAAGAUUCAAUUUUCCAUUUUAAUCAGCAUUCAAUAACAGUUUUGGGCAUUCUUAUGCGUCAAUCGUCACACAGAAGAGAAAAACGUACUUUCAUUAGCGCUAACCUUCAAGUCAUUAACACCAUCCUGAAUUUCGAUGGAGACAAUACACAAACACUAUAGUGCAGAGACCAUUCAUUAUUAUUUUUAUCUCACUGUUUGCAAUUCAAUAGCAUUCCUGGACGGCAUUAGUGUGAAUAAGACAAGCAUUAAAGCGCUUGUACAUUAAUAGAGUGUUUUAUGCAUUCAAUAUGCAAGUAUCGAUUCUCAAUUAAACACCUUUUUUUGCCUGACGUUGCAUUGUCGGUAAAUUUCGUUCAGUUCAUUCGCCUUGUGAACGUCUUUUGGCCGCCAGUAAAAUGCCAUGAAAAAAUGGAAUGCCACUCGAACACAGAGAGAGAAUCGUUAGAUGAUUCGAAGACCAGGAGGGAUCCUGGAUACUCGUUUUUAGGCAUUCUGUUGAAUUCGGACUGAAAGAUUAUUGUUAAGUUUAUUGUGAUUCUAUUUAAUAGGGACCACAUGUUCCAGCUCUACCGUGGAGAUAGACACCUAAUGCAAAACGUUUGCCUCUCACCGGCCUCUUUUGUGGUAUGGCAAUAAGCUUGCUUUCAACGCUCCUAUCAAAAUUAAAGAGGAAAUGACUAACCUAUGCCUACACUGAUAUAUUUUGAAAAGUUACCUUAAUUGAAGGGCACGAUAAUUUGAAAGGUUGGAAAGCUCUCAGAUUUUUCCAGAAAUUGAGAAUUUGCUCCUUGAAUAACUUAAUGAUGGUUGAAUGUAACUGACCGUAACAGUCAAAACACGUCACGUUCGCAAUCACGUUUACGGUCACAGUUUACGGUCAAGAUCACAUUUACAGCUGCGUUUAUAGUCAUGGUCACGAUCAUGAUAACGGUGAUGAUUUACAGGAGGUCAUGUACAUUUUGCCUCACUGCUGAAUACUUUGUCUUGAAGGGAAGAAGUCUGAGUUAUACUGGAUACCAAGUCGCCUAUGCCGUGAUUGGUAUGUAUGCAAUGUUCAACCUUAAACAGUGCAUUUGUUUCGUGCUCAGACUGGUGUUGCUCAAACGUAUUAUGAUUAAAAAAAUAUGUAAACGCUGUAGUUCCAAUGAUCGAUUUUAUUAUUAAUUACAAAAGGAACAUCCAGAGUAACAUAUCAGACCCGAGCCUAUAUUGAAGCAAAAGAGGAGGUUUCUUUUCGUUUUUACGUUGCCUAAGCUAGUUGAGAUUUGGAAUAAGUUGAGGGUUUGCAUAACUUUCACGUAUGUCUUAACACCUCUUGUGUUAAUAAAAAAAAGGCUUCGUAGAGCGCUACGUAGUGUCGAAUCAGGUUAUUCAAAUGAUGAGUUUUUCAUAUCUCCAGUAUUGGUUUUUCCAAAUUUUAGCUCGUUUCUCUUUGCAGGUUUUGUCGUGUUGUCAAAUUUGGGCUUCCUUCUAAUUCUCAUUCCAAGCACUUCUAAGAUGAUACGCGAUUUGAUUUCAUCAGCUGCGAAAGGAGCUGUGUAAGUAAAUUGAUAACGUGAAUAGGUUGCUUUAUAUUGUUUACAUUUCCCCUCAGGUGUUGACUUGGCUCAUGUUUGUUUGUCUUUCUUUUCACUUUUUUUUCUUUUUUCAGACCAUCGAUAGUGCUAGCUGUCAUAUUACGAGUGUUCCAGCGCGUGUUCCUAUCUCAAUACGUCUUUCGUGACAGAGAAUACCCAAAUUUCUCAGUCGUGGUUGACAACCGGUAACUUAAAAAUACAGUUUCUGUUUCUAUUAACAUGAUAAGCUGAGCUGCGCACGUACUUUGACUGGUUCUUGACACAUAGAUGACGUCAUCAUAAACACAGUUUCGUUGCUUUAUCAUUGAUUGUUGACGUGGCUGUGUACAGUUAUAGAUCACAAAAGAUGUCAAUUUAUGGGAAGAAAAUCACUGAACCACUCGGCUGCGCCUUGUGCGCCAAUUUGUUUUCUUUUAGCUUGCACAGCAGGCGUAAUUUUAGCGAGUGGAUGCUCAGUAUUUUCCUAUCUUUGAUUUUAAUGGUAGCAGAAGGCUGGGAGAGAAAGAAAUUUGUACCAAGGGGGCGGUCGACGGUCAAAAAUGAGGAGAGGGGUUCACUCUAACUCCAAAUCAAACAUGACCAGUCGGAUGAACGAUCGCCAGCUUAUAACGUUAGCUCGCCCCAAUAAGACGCCUGCACUGCAGGAUCGUUUUCUUACCACAUCUUUUUGAGUCAACUGUUCGCUACUACUGAACAGAAGCAAGUUAACAUGGCGUCUAUGUGUUAAUGAGAGAUUACAUUUGCGUUAAGGGUCGGUGUGCCAUUCGUGGGUCUUACUCCUCUUCACCUCCACGCAACGUUAAAUGAAACAAUUUACGUCACAAAAGCUUGCAUUCAUGCAAUAACUAACAUUGGCUGUGUAUGCAAAUUUUUCAAGACAAUUUGUCCAAGAUAGUGGCUUUGAUGCUUAACAGAGAAAAUGACUGUUCGUCUCAUUUGCAGCAAAAGAAAAUGCUGCUCGUCUUGCCAGACACAGGAUGUUGGCACGAAAAUUAGUUUUCGCAGAGUUCAUCAUAAUGUGCUACCAGCUCUGCAACAAUUAACCUGAAGAAUUUACCUCUCCUCUUCUCUUAAGAAGGUCAUUAUGUUUUUAAGAGCCUUAUCGUGAAUCAGCAUAUAGGGCUGCCUCCAGGUUCCUCGAGGGUCUUAAUGUGGUGAUGGCUUUUAUGGCUAACAGCCAAAAUUUUGGCCUUUUUUGGGCAACAGUUACUUGAAAUCUUUCGAAAUGACAGAUCGUAGGUAGGAAACAUUUUUUUUUACGCGUAACAGCUAAAUUUUUUUGCCUCCUUACAGCCAAUGGCUAACCUCACUUAGACGCUCCUCUUUAUGUUUACCUUCUUGAAAGUAGGCCACGAUUUCUACUCAAGGUUGUUCCUCUCAUUAGCUAUAAGCAGCUAUUAAAUAUUAUUUAUUAAAUUUAUUAAAUAUUUAUUAAAUAUUAUUUCUUUGUUUCACUUUUUUCUCUUUUGUUCUCGUUUUGGAAUCAAUUUUUAGACGACUGUUCUCAAUCAUGUCGUAUGCGUUCGUGUUCCUCAACGCCAUUGUUGGAUUCCUGUCAGGUCUUCUUCGCAUAGCUAAAGCUAUGAUUCUCGGGCUUUUCUUCUUCUCACGUCUCGACCGAACUGUUUUAAUGCCAGGAUUUCAGAAAUGGGACAAAGGUAAGCUCCUCGAAAAACGCAUGCUUAGAAAGUUAAUUCCUCCGUGUUUAAGUCUUCUGACCUAUCAUCUCCCAUUCAGCGCUUGCCGAACGGUGGUAUGUCUGCCGAAAAGUUGAAAAAUUGGUCAACUGCUUGUUGCUUCUCAGACUUUCCUUCUUGCUGCUUUUGAUAUUUUUUCAAAUUACCGAAGCAUCUGAACAACAAUGCAACGCGGCACGAUGGACUGGAGAAAAGCUUGGGGGAAGGUGAUCGAAGGAUUUUGGUUGUAUCACAAUGAAAUCUAUGGACUCUCUCCCCCCCAUCAAUCCUCAUUGGCAGUCAAUUUGCAAUAGUUCCUCUUUAAACUCUGUAAGAGACGACUGAUUCCCCUUUCUCCCCCACUGAAAGCCAUUCGAUCACGUGCAAAAUCCUUUUUCCCCUUCUCCACCCCGGUGAUAAAAUUAUGAUUGGUCUCUUAGCUAAAGAUACUUCAGCCGGGAAAGCUUCAACUAAAACGAACCCAACAGUAACGCAGACUUCAGUUGAGUCCCCAUCUAAUGCCCAUUUUCCCCUUCAACUUAACGAACAGGUUUUGUUGCGUAUCUUGGAUUUCUUCAUGUGUUGGUAGCCCACAGACAUCCUGUUGUGUUGAUGUUCUGUCAAUUGCUCAUUGAAAGCAACAAGGCGACAACUUCGGAGGAGAAACGUAAGCAACUUUUAAGAAAUUUAAUUUUUCUGGUCUUAGAAGAACACAUUGAGAGUAUUAACUCGAGUAGGAUUGGUUAAUUAGACAAUCGGUCGCUCGGUCAGUAACCAAGUGAAUCAGUUCGUCAGUCAGCCAGGCAGUCAGUCAGUUAGUCAGUCAGUCCGUCCGUCCGUCCGUCCGUCCGUCCGUCAGUCCGUCCGUCAGUCAGUCAGUGAGUCCGUCAGCCAAUAAACAAUACGUAAAUCUGUUAGCGUGUCAGUUAUUCAGUCUGCCUCUCUGUUUGUCUGUCUAUCUGUUAUUCCGACAUUUGUCCCUCAUACGAACUGUCUUUUAUCAACAAUUAUUCGCCGAAGGCGAAGUGAAUACUGUUGAAUAAUUCCCGUAUCAAUGCUCACUGAACUUGAGGCGAAUAACAUUUAAUUAGUGCAGUUGCUCAGGUGCUUUCAAAUAAUUUUGCAAAUUUUGUAAAUAAAGAAAGCGUUUCGCAUGUUUUGUCACAAUUGUAUUGAUUAUUCGUAUCUACUUACAUAAGCAAGAUUUAACAGUUUCAUUUACUGCCAUUGAAAGCCGUGUUCCACCAAACUCAGUAUGAUAGCAUCUUUUGUGCUCUUUUCAAUUGAAAUUUUUUUUCUGUCGCAUUUAUCACUUCCUCGGACACGAGGUGAUUAAGGCAAUAUAUGACGCAAUCCUUGACCAAUCAGAUUGCGCGUAUCUCUACAAGUAAAUAUAGCUGUGUUUAACAAACUGACUCAAAAAUCUGUCCGUCACAGAACAUUCCAACAUUUCCGUACAGCCAAACAACGCUGAGGAGCCAAAACAAGUCACUGGUAUGUCACUUAAUUAAUAUAACGUAGCUUUAUCGGACAGUGCAUGAGUUCCGUUUUUAAGGGAGUCUACAUAUAGAUUGGAUUUUCUCAAAUACACUUUAGUAAAACUGUUUAUGUAUUUUGAAACAGGAUUCAAACGCGAAAUCCGCCAUCCACGCCUGGCACAGAGGGUAGUCAACCGCUGGCUUCUGGCCGUAACUCUUCUCCGUAAUCCCACGAUAAUACAGUAUCGUCACCAUUCCUUUUCGGUACCUAUUGAACAGAGUGAGGUCGAUUCGUCUUCAAUAGCAGUUUUAGUCGAUUCUAUGGUCUAAUAUUCACAUUUAGCUCAUAGCACAUAAAUAGUUUAAGUAUUAAAUGAAGGGCAUUGUAAUAGCUAAGUGCUGUAAGGUAUAUGGCUGUUUGGAGAAAGUUUAUCAGAAAAUAACAGAAAAAACUUCACGCGACAACCUCGGAAAAUAAUGUGGGUAUCCAGUCAUCAAUAAAUUUUAAUAAGUGAAAGAAAAUUAAUCAGUUAAUCAAACUCGCUGUACGUACAGUGACGUUUCUCAGAUUUCCCUUGCAUCCUGAGUUUAAAGUGCCGUGACCUGAAAACUAUCCACAAUACCUUUAGUGGUUGCAUUGUCGUGUGCAUGUUUACGCUUUUUUAUCCAACCACCUCUCUCGAAACAGCUAUAUAUUCUAUGAUAGGUUUAUGCUUCAAGUUGAAUACUGCGCGAAAAAAACUGCUUAUUAUGUCAAAAUAUAGUAAAAUAUUUUCUUUUGUUUUUCUUAAUAUAGUUUAUCAUCGUGAAACUUAAAGUUCGACUGCGUCUUUAAGACUAAAGUAGACAGUCUUAUAUUAAAUAACAAUGAGGUCUGACAGUACUGAAACACUGGGGGGGGGGGGAAGGAUGAGAUGUGGCAGCCCUACCCCCCCCUACUUACUUGGAUAAGCACUGUGCUAUCUAUAGUGCACCCUCCGUUAAAAAUAUCUUUCGACAGGCCUGAGUAAAUGUAAGUAAUAUGGGUUGGCUGCUUAAUACAGGUUCCGCAGAAUACAUAAGGGUACUACAAAGGAACGACAUAAAUUGUCUUUUUAUGCCAAAAUUGUACAAACCUUUGCCUCAAAAUACUACUGACGUUAACUUCGGAUUAAAUUUUACUUGGAUGAUUAUUGAAAGUUUUAUUUGAGUGGUCCCGCUCUAAGUGAUAUUUCAAUAAAGGUGGAAGACAGUGCAGUGAGGCCGUUGGGACUCAGUCAAGGGUAACCACGACCGCUUAAUAGAGGUGACCGCUGUUCAGAGGUGAAAAUUAAAGCAAUAAAGGGGUAAAUUUCGCGACUUUGACAACCGAUCGCUUAAAACGGUGCCUCUUAAAACAGGUUUGACAUUAUUAUUCAAGUGUAACUGGUGUCAACCUCGUCACCAGGCGUAAAGGCAGCUUUAAAAAGGCAGCGUGGACAUCACUCUGACUUUACGUAACACCACACUUGUACCAUUACAUACUGCAGGGUUACUUACCAUCUUGUCGGCUUUAUCACCUUCUUGCUGUUUGUCUUACGCGCAAUAAAAUUCCUCUUAG